AAUGGAUCGGAGCGAAAGCGGAAGCUUUAGUGUAGAAAGCUCAGUUGACUACAAGAAAGCAGUUAAAGAAGUCACUAAGUAUGGGUUCCCAUCUGUCUGCGGCAUGAUUCUGAGGAGGCUCGUUGAUGUCAUCAAUUAUCUGAUAAUUGGACAGCUAGGAAACCCUGAUUUUACAGCAGGAGCAGGAUUAGGAAUACUUACGAUGAACAUCACUACCUUUUCCAUAGGUGUAGGUCUCUCAGGAGGUGUAGAAACCUUAUCUUCUCAAGCAUUCGGGAGGAAAAAGAACUAUCUAGCAGGUUGAUACUACAAUAGAGCUCAGGUGAUUCUUACCGCUAUCUUUAUCCCUCAAGCAAUAGCGUUAUAUUAUUCAGAAGAUAUUCUUAUCUUUCUCAAGCAACCACCUGCUUCUUCUCAUUAUGCUGGGAUAUAUUCCUCAAUUAUGAUUCCAGGUCUUUGGAUGCUGUGCCAGACCGAACUGCUUCGUAGAUUUUUGACCACACAGGGUGUGCUUUACAUUGUAGUUAACUCCCAGAUCCUCUCAUGUAUUCUUCACCCUCUCUGGGUAUACUUCUUUGUGUAUUACUUUGAUUACAGCCUAGAAGGAGUGGCUUAUGCUACUAAUAUGACUUAUUUGAUAAAUUUUAUUAUACCGAUUCUGUAUAUAACCAAGAAUAAGGAUUUGUUAAAGAAAGAUAGCUGGCAUUGAAUCAAUAAAGAUUCGUUCUCAGGUUUACUUGAGUAUCUAGAAAUUGGAGUUCCUUCAAUGAUCAUGACUGCACUAGAAGUCUGGGGCUUCGAAGUCAUCUGCUUAAUGGCAGGCUUACUUGGAUCAGCUCAGUUAGGUGCAAGUGUAGUCCUGUUUAAUAUAGAUGCAUUCUUGUUCAUGAUUCCAUUCGGAUUUUCAUUAUCAUUCUCAAGCCUGGUCGGCAACUCAUUAGGAGCAAGGAAACACGAGAGAGCCAGCAUUUACAUAAAUCUCUCUGUGAUAUUUGCAAUAGGGCUUUCUGCUAUUGUUUGCUUUAUUUAUUGGGAGUUCAAAACCCAGAUAGCUUACAUGUUCACUAGUGAUAAAGAGCUAGCAGAUUUGAUGAUAUCUAUCUUUCCAAUUCUAAUGCUCUACGAAUGUGGAAACUAUAUUCAGUGAAUCACAACAGGGAUUAUCAAAGCAAUGGGAUACCAGAAGUAUGCAACUAUUGUCUGUCUUCUAAGUUUCUGGAUUGUGUCCUUUCCAGUAGGCUACCUGCUGGCAUUUGUAUGGGGUUAUGGACUUCAAGGGAUCUUCUUUGGACUUCCAUGCGGAAUCACAGUUCACGCUGCGAUAUUCUUACUUAUUAUAUACCUGACCGAUCUUGAGGAGUUAUCAAAAAAUAUUGUAAGGAAAAUAGAAUCACAUGCUAGAGGUGUCAAAAAUUACAACGAAUUUAAUGAAUUUAGUGCAAGUUGGGAAGAUUCUGAAAAGGCUCUAUCUGAAAAAUCUUAGUUGGCUCAA
Moneuplotes crassus is the source of this 1492-nucleotide messenger RNA. The record is from the annotation of a GenBank genome assembly. NCBI's taxonomy places the organism in Eukaryota, Ciliophora, Spirotrichea, Euplotida, Euplotidae.